CAAUUCCUCCUCAACGAUGGACCUCUUCUCUCUAAGCAACAGCACCGCCCUCGUAACAGGCGGCACCCGAGGCAUCGGCCAACAAAUGGCCAUCGCCCUCGCCGAAGUCGGCAGCGACAUAAUCCUCAUCCAGAGAGAUCCCACGAACCUCAUCACCAAAAACGCAAUCGAAUCCUUCAACCGCAAAGCAACAAUCUACACGGCCGACCUCUCCUCCCGCGCCUCAGUGACCACCCUAAUCCCGCGCAUCCUGGCCGACGGCCACGACAUCAACAUCCUAGUCAACUGCGCCGGCAUCCAACGCCGACACCCGAGCCACCUCUUCCCGGACGCCGACUGGGAUGCCGUUCUGCAGACGAACCUAACCACGAUCUUCACAUUGUGCCGCGACGUGGGCCGGUACAUGCUGACGCGCCCACCAGAAAUGCACGGCCAGCGCGGCGCCAUCAUCAACGUCGCCUCGCUGGUCUCGUUCCAGGGCGGGCUGACGGUGCCGGCCUACGCGGCGGCCAAGGGCGGGGUGGCGCAGCUCACCAAGGCGCUGAGCAAUGAGUGGGCGGCGCGCGGGGUGCGCGUCAACGCGGUGGCGCCGGGGUAUGUGGCCACGGAGAUGAAUACGGCCUUGUUGAAUGAUGAGGCGCGAGCGAAGAGUAUUUUGGACAGGAUUCCGGCGGGACGAUGGGCUUCUCCUGAAGAUUUCAAGGGGGUCACGGUUUUCCUGGCGGCGGGGCGGGCGAGUGGUUAUGUUUCCGGGAGCGUCGUGGUGGUGGAUGGGGGGUGGAUGGGGAGGUGAUAUAUACCCAAGCUUCUUGCUGGGUUGGGAAGACAGGUUAGUUUGAACUUGGAGAAGGGUCCAGGGUGUUUAGCAGCUGGUACACCAUGCUGCUAUUCUACGAUAUUCGAAGAACUUACAUCUACUCAACAAUUUCCGUGCCACUGGGAUACCCGAUAGCCUGUCAGCUGCUUGAACGCAACAGAAUAGCUAUGCUGGUAUGCAUACUAGCAUAGCGACCCAAACGUUACCCUGC
Molecule: messenger RNA, 1028 nt
Organism: Aspergillus uvarum CBS 121591
Lineage: Eukaryota; Fungi; Ascomycota; Eurotiomycetes; Eurotiales; Aspergillaceae
Product: 2-deoxy-D-gluconate 3-dehydrogenase
Exons: 2
Coding region: 17-793 (258 amino acids)
Molecular function (GO): oxidoreductase activity, acting on the CH-OH group of donors, NAD or NADP as acceptor
Source: RefSeq, a predicted model, not a curated record